Amoebophrya sp. A120 is the source of this 6822-nucleotide messenger RNA. Lineage: Eukaryota; Dinophyceae; Syndiniales; Amoebophryaceae. The record is from the annotation of a GenBank genome assembly.
CCUUGCGCAAGUAGACAUAUAGAAUACUACAGAGUCAUCUUCCUUUUCCUAUGGUGCUGCAUAGUACACUAACCAGCUAAAAAGUUGUGCACAGAACCGUUCUCAGUUUCGUGUUUUUGUUGAAAGGGUACACACAGGCACGGUACUGGAAUAUCACCUGCAUAAGGGAAUUACAAGAACAGAGUUUUCAAUUCUAGAUGACAAAAGAUGCUGCACCCUACUGUCGGUCGAACAGAUGGGCAAGGAAAGCUGAAAUCUAUGCAAAAUUAUCAUUCCAGCGCAUUCGAGGAGCACGAGCCACAGCCUCUUCGUUCAUUUCCAACACCGUGUCCCCGAAGACCUAACGGUAACGCUACAAGUGGAUGGGAUAGUUUUUUGUGACAGUAUUCCUGACCCUGCUGCACGUCUACCAGCGCUGCACGCUUGAGCAUGUUCGAAGUCGAGGAGGAACUAGCACCAGCCUUUGCCGGAAAAUAAGUCGACUCUUCUUUUGUAUGCAAGAACUAAGUAAGUGCAAGCACUGACUUGCUCGACUACUUCGACCACGGCCGACAUCUGAACGUCGAUUCGCUGUUGUUCUGUCACUCCACGGUGGAGCAAGGGCACAAGGAAAAUGGAGGACAUUGAAUAUUCUGCGUAAAGACGUACCGACCCCAUAUUUGUCAUGCAGCUCUGCAUGCGCAGAACCUGAACCAGAAAAAUGUCAUGCGAAGCUCCAUCACCGGAAGCAUCUUCCAAUCGUGCUUGGGCGUUUGUCAUGAUCCAGUCGUGGGAACUGCUGGUCACACAGCUGCACUAGCCACUCACGACAACACUGCGGACUGAAAACUUUUUAAUGGCAACAGCCAAGAAGAAGAAAAUGAAAACUUCUAUGACUUUUCUUUCCAGCGAAAGUCCGAAUUGGACUAUGGGGCGGGGACGUACGUUUUCACACGGUAUAUCGAGUCCGGGCGUGUCUCCGACGAGGACACCACAACCUCUCCGCGCACAUCCGCUCGGAACAUAUGAAACUGAAAAGUGCGCCUACCCCAACGUGCUGCGGGAGUGCUUGUGGUGCGAGAACAGUUCCCAAUGGAAGCGCUUGCCACGACCUUGCAUGUAUCUAUGUGCAUGACAAGUUUGCAAGCCUAAGUGGCGAAAGUCUGUGGUGCGCAGCGCCUCAGCAUUGGCGAGAGCUGUCACUUACAUGAUUGCGUUAGGCUCGCCGACAAGAAGCGUUGCACCCUUUUUACGCUAUACGAAAAGUUUCCGUGUGGAAAGAAAGUUUCCAACACAGACUCCUCGCCGUUUUGGCGGUGGGGCACCACUUCGCUUUUGGAUAAAACACUCACCUUUACCACCAGAACGAGUUCUACUUCACUCGCGAGCCGACGAUUGCCACGUAUGCAAGAAAAAAGGACACACUGUCAUUACAACUUUUUGCUGCAUACGUAUGUAUGCAAAAAAGUUAUCUUCAGUUGUGUUACUGGGUGUGGGUGUGCACCAUCAUAGCAAGCCAGUUGCCAGCAUACGUAUGUUGUCACCUCCUAUGUAUCUGUGCAGGGGAAGCUUUUCUUGGCGUCAUGCCAGACAGAUUUCCACUGCUGUUCUUCUUGCCAAUAGGUUCGACUUGCCGUCUUUUUUUCUUGGAUACCACGCUGGCCGCGACUAUCAUGCUGCUCUACUUCAACCACUACCGCGUCGACCAGUUGGCGACGUGGUUUUUUCUCAGCUCCAGCACGUUUCUGUUUUACGUCUUCACGAAAGUUUCGGAGGGGACGCAGAUUUUCAAGAUACCUACGUCCCCCAGCCCCCCCAGCAACGUAGGCGGGGCCCAAGUAGGUGGUGGGGCCCACGUCCACGCUGCGAACCCGGCGAGAACCACGUCCGGCGGCUCAACCUCGCUCCAUACGCCCCCGCCCGGUGCCGUCCCGAGCGGCGUAGUAAUCAACUCGGCCUCAAAAAACCGACAGAGAUCAAUAUCGAAAGGAAAAAUCCCCCCUCCCCAUUAUCAAAACGGAACUUCUGAUGCUGGAUUUGUGUACACAAAUCAGCUUUGUAUUGCAGGAGGGCACUGCGGCCAGAUCCCUAGCCUAGAUAGGGGCGCUGGGUCUAGUUGCUUAGCAUUACUUACAAACGGCUGCUCCCUACGCGCAACAGCAUGCCAAAUCGCUUCCAUAAUGGCGCGGAAGCCUCUGCGCUUGUCUUCUUGCAAGACAGACGGGAUUCGUGGUCUCAAAUCAGCAUCGCAAAUUUUCGGAGACAUACCUUUUCGAUAUGGGGAGGGGGGAUUUUUCCGCACAAUAAUCAAAAACCUUCGUGGGGUUCGUCCUCCUCUUUCUGCUUCUGGUCGCGGGCGUGGCCAACAGCCGCUUUUCCCUAAUUGGCCUACACGUCGCGGACAUCGGCAGUCUAGGUGGACCUGGGGGCCCCGCGGAUAGCAGGACCUGGCUCUCCAACGCGGCCCAUACACUUUUACUUGGCGAACAAGCUGCUCUUCCAGGCGCGGAUCAUGCAGCGUCGAGUACGUCCUUCGGCUCCGGUGCGGUAGUUGCCCACCAUCUUCUAUCCUACAGGGAAAAAAUUGGCAAGGCAUAUUUGCGAAUGCAAAAACGAGAUCAAAGAAGCAGGAAAUUGAUGAAAAUCCGUCAUGGGCGGUGAUCCCAUAGCAUGCCGUGUGAGUUGUAGACAUGCACGAGUGAGAAUGAGAUCUUUUCCUCGUGUAUUCGUUUAUUUCGCAUUACUGCCAGCUUUCUUCUGGGUGAUAUCUUCCAACGGUGAAGGCGCUCGCGUCUUCCGGCGCGACCAACGACCAGAGAUUCCGCAGAAAAAAGCAGACCGCGAGCGUGCAGCAGCAGGUCAGUGACGAAUUCCGGGGGUUGUCGGUGUCUAUCAUCAUUCCCGCAAAGUACGAGAAAGAGUACAUCGUUCGCACGCUCAUGUACGUGUAUCAGAUCACGCCGUUUGCGCUGCUAGAGGAGGUAAUCGUGGUGGACGACCAAAGCGACGACUCCCUUGUCGACGAUCUGGUCGAGAAGGCCGUGGUAUCGCCGACUGGGGAGCUCAACUUCCUGGUGAGAGGAUGGUGUUUUUUUCCUAGAGCUAGAUUUACUUGCACAUCUACAUCAGAUAAUGUGGGUAGUGUAAGAAAAAUAUACGAAAUUUUGACAAAAAUCUACAGACCGACGAACAGCUAUGCAAGUGCUGCACAACACCACCUUCCCCACAAUUCAAGGGCGUGAGCAGCAACAGGCGCCAUGCUGGAAAUGUACUAGCUUUCGCAUGACAAACUAACGCACGGACUGUAGUAGUACUGUUUCGGGCUCUAAAACUUGUUUAUGCGAAUGCCAAAUAGUGCCUACUCGUACAAUGUGUAUGCAAGUUAAGAUUUCGACGUGUCAUUUUCCGUCACGAAUACGAAUGAGGAAGCCGGGGGAGUUGUGCGCUCUCACAACAGCGAAGGAGCAUCAAGGUGAUGCGGAACGAUCUACCAAACUCAAAAGUGCCCCGCCGCCCCCAGAAGACAGAGCUUGGAAGUAAUUUGCUUACCCUGGAACCGAACCCUUCCAUGCGUUGGAACUUCUUCAUCUCAUGCAUGUGCAGUUGCUUGAGAAUGCAACGCAUUCUGAAAACAAUCCCCGAGGCGGAGUUUACAUAGCUUUGUGGAAAUAAUUUCGCAGAACUGGCGUUGCGCAGCUUCUCGCUGUCCUAAUUCAGUGCCCAUACGAAAGUUCUUUUUCGAUUUCUAUAUAUGCAAUUGUCGAAGCUGAAACUUCAUCUUCGUCUUUCUGGGGUACUAGCAUGGGUAGUUCUCACUUUGAUACGACCACCGGCAGGGCUUAAUCCGUGCGAAGAUCAUGGGUGCCAACGCCGCGGUCGGAAGCCACAUUUUUUUUCUGGACGGUCAUUGCCGACCCUUUGAGGGGUGGCUCGAGCCCUUGCUCCGAAGGUCGCUCGGGAACUACAAAAGAAUUGUGGUGCCAACGAUUCCCGACGUAGAGGCGAAGGACUAUGGAAUUCUCAAACGUUGCAUGGACCUCGGUUGCAUAUAUUUUUGCUUGAUCUAUUGUUAUUUGCAGAUGAUAAAAAAUUCUGCGUAUCAGGUGGCAUAGUUCAGGUAGGCGGUUUCUUUCCAUGAGGAAAUUACGACGCGCUUCUCACUAGUCAUUGAAAUCCGUAAGUCCCAGUAUUGCAUGCUUAUGCAAGAAGCGCAAGCUGGUCCUCUCUUCUAUUGCUCUUCCUCAUAUGCUAUUCUUGUAGCAGCACAGAGAGAUGAUGUUGAUCUACCUCUCCAGCAAAAGAUCACGUAAACAGCGAUCCAAACAGCGUGUGGGAAUGCCAUAAGGACUGGUCCAAGAAGUCGAAUGUCGGAAUCAAGAUGAUGUUCGAGUGGAACUUCCAUUUCGACUGGUUUGACGACCCGGGAGACGAAGUGCCAAUACUGAGUGGGGGGCUACUGCUGAUGACAAAAAAAUGGUGGAACGAGAUGGGCGGGUAAGUUAGUAGAAAAUCGGAAGAACUUCUUGUUUGUUCACAGUGCAUACGCAUUUGUUAUUCUUGUUGUUCGCAAAGGUACACUGUGUCUGUGGGUAAUAUGGCCACUUUCCUGUUGCAGUUCUCUUUUCAUCAUCUUGGCGGUCCGCGGCACCGGUACUUUGAAUACCUCUUCUGUAUUGUCUUGCCUGGCUUGCGUGGACAAAGAGGCGAUUUUCGUCGCUUGCUUUCUUCUGUUUCUUCAUUCAUCUCUUUGCGAGAUUUAAUAUGGCCAGGACAACUGAAUCUGAACCUGAAGAGAUACCAAGGCGCUGUCAGGUCUGAAUAGAGAGUGGGUUUUCAGCGAGGUUUUCUUGCUUUGGUGAUUGAGUACGCACUGUGCCAGGACGAGAAACGUAAGGAGGUCGUCCUCGGACCUGCCUAUUACCACAAGGUGCAACCCCUACAUACAAAUUUCAGUGUUUUUUCCUUGCAUCUUGACGCUGCUUUUGAAUAAUCUUGAUUCGGCGCAAAUAGGUAUGACGACGGCAUGCUGGAGUGGGGCGGCGAAAAUAUUGAGCAGUCCCUUCGCUGCUGGAUGUGCGGCGGGGAGAUCGUCGUAGAACGUCACAGCCAAGUAUCCAGUGCAAAUCUCCUCGAUUUAUUGGGUCUGGAAAGUUGUGAUGCUGCGUUGUCAUCAAUGCUUGCAGCACUCGCAGUAAGAAAACGCUACCAGUGCCAGGCAUGUGACAAUGCAGGUGCUAGUCCCGCUCCUGUUCGUCAUGUACAUAUUACAGGAUUUAGGAGGACGAGGAUGUAAGCCAAGCUAGGUUAUUUACGUGAAAUUGCACUUUGGUUUUCAUCCGAUCGAGAUCGAUAUUUGCAAUGCAUCCAAAGUGGGACACAUCUUUUUUCGCCCGCAGCCCCCAAACAAGGUGAAACCGCUGACCGUCCCGCGGAAUAAGGCACGAGGGGCCUACGUUGUAUCGCGAAAAAAAAGACCACGACAAUUUUGACAUGAGAAAUAUUUCGCCUGUCUGCACAGACAGUUUCUUUGGGUCCACUCACACAGUUUUUAUUCUGCAGACUAGCUGCAUUCCUCGUGCGUACUAUUAUGAUGGUCCGCGUACGGCAAGGCGACACACAUGCAGAACAAGUCACGUCGCGAUAUUAAACAUACAUGAAUAUGAUCUUACCGUAUGAUUUUCGUGGUGCUUUUUUCUUGGAUGUGGGUGGCUCGACAACUACUACCAGGUGUUCGCAGACCGAAUGCCGGACGUGAAAAACAAACUAGAUCUGGGUUCCAACCUGCUGGAGCGGAUGCUCUUCCGCUUCAAUUACGGGUGCGAGAAGUUCCAGUGGUGGCUUCGCCGGUUUGAGAGCGUGUUCGAAACCCAGGGGCUCAUCGUGGACAAGCAGCACCACCUACGCCACACCGCCACUGGCUACUGCAUGGAGGGGACGGACAAGGGCAAAAUCGUCUUCGACGUGUGCUCGCCCGAAAAGGACACGCAGAAGUGGGGCUUCAUCAACCAGCGCAAGCGGCUCGUCAAUGCCAAGUUUAAGCGGUGCGUGGACCGCGGCAAUAACCCCGGCGCCGUGACCCCCAUCCUGUACAACUGCGACCGUGUAUUGUCCAACCGAAACCAAAUAUGGCAGUUCACCAAUCACCACGACCCGCCCUCGCAAAAGGACCGGAACUUUCACGACGAUAAAGCCUUCGCGGGCCGCCUGUACAGCAACAACGAUUUGGACUCAGCAACAUUUAACUACGGAAAGUGUCUCGGCGUGGGUAUGAACAGUAUGGUGGAGAAAAAGGUAGACGAUGUUGACUCCUCGAAAAGUAAUAAAGCCGGCGCAGGUUCUCCCCCAAUCCUGAAUAUGUUCAACUGCGGCCAAAGUCUGGACGACGACCUGAAGAAAUUCCAGUUUGACGUUAUCUGGUGAGGACCACAUAAUCCACAGUACAGCACCUACGGAAGACGCGUCAACUACAUGAAGAGCCUGCGAACAAUAAAUCAAAUUGGGUCUCAACAUCUUCUCCCCUGUCGCGGCGCGCAUGUCUACGAGCAUGGUCGUGGAUCCGCGGAGCAUCUCGUACUGAUAAGGCGCCUGAUGUUGCACAGCAUAUGAUGGAAGAUUUGUGAAGAAGCACAGCACCGGGAGCUGCUAUAAAAUGCAGAGGAAUUUUUACAGUCCGGAAGUCCCUCAUGAUCGUGCGCCACAUACUUAAAAUCAUCGAUCCGCAUAAAUAUACAAUUCAAUCACAAUCCUCGCGCAACUACUAAACCUUACCAAAGCUGCUUCUAGGGCAGCCCGUUCAAACAAGCUUUUUUUGCGCCCCGCACUUGUUUAACUCAUGAUCUAGGG